Molecule: messenger RNA, 480 nt
Organism: Dracunculus medinensis (Guinea worm)
Lineage: Eukaryota; Metazoa; Nematoda; Chromadorea; Rhabditida; Dracunculidae
Source: the annotation of a GenBank genome assembly
UUGACGUUAAAUCCACCAGAAGGUAUUAUCGCUGGGCCGAUCUCUGAAGAGAAUUUCUUCGAAUGGGAAUGUUUAAUAAGUGGUCCAGAAGAAACAUGUUUUGAAAAUGGUGUCUUUCCCGCGAAAAUAAUUUUUCCUCAGGAUUAUCCCUUAUCGCCUCCUAAAAUGCAGUUUACUUGUGAUAUAUUUCAUCCGAACAUUUACCCGGAUGGUAGAGUUUGCAUAAGUAUUCUACAUGCACCAGGUGACGAUCCAACUGGUUAUGAAUCAAGUGCUGAACGUUGGUCACCAGUUCAGUCAAUUGAAAAAAUACUUUUAUCCGUGAUAUCAAUGUUGGCUGAACCAAAUGAUGAAAGUGCGGCAAAUGUGAAUGCAGCAAAAAUGUGGCGUGAAGAUCGCCAACAAUUCGAGCAAAUUGCCGAUAAUCUAGUGCGAAAAACAUUGUGUCUUCCACCAAAAUGUACUUCAAAUUGUCGAUAA